Poeciliopsis prolifica (blackstripe livebearer) is the source of this 2784-nucleotide messenger RNA. It is a transcript of the gene src, whose product is annotated as v-src avian sarcoma (Schmidt-Ruppin A-2) viral oncogene homolog. The record is from RefSeq and is a predicted model, not a curated record. Gene Ontology annotation, molecular function: ATP binding; growth factor receptor binding; non-membrane spanning protein tyrosine kinase activity. NCBI's taxonomy places the organism in Eukaryota, Metazoa, Chordata, Actinopteri, Cyprinodontiformes, Poeciliidae. Gene Ontology annotation, cellular component: extrinsic component of cytoplasmic side of plasma membrane. The transcript is spliced from 14 exons. Gene Ontology annotation, biological process: innate immune response; negative regulation of extrinsic apoptotic signaling pathway; cell differentiation. The coding region runs from base 382 to 2010 and encodes 542 amino acids.
AUCACAGGGUCGCUCGGCUUUUUCCACGGAUCUCCGUGGGCCUCGCUUGUUUUCUGUCUGUGUGAGUUAGCAAUAAAAAAUAAAAAUAAAAAAGACGUCUCCUCAGCUCCGGAGGGUUUCCCCAUCAUGACCUCACCGGGCCGCCGUCGCUCCUCUUCACCGGGAUUCCUCAUCGCUCCUCAGUGAGCCUGGCUUCAUUCUGGCACCUCCUCGCUCCGCUUCAGUCCGCUGAUUUUUUUUAUUAUAAUUAAUUUUUUAUUUCUGGAUCUGUGAGCUCGAAGCGUCGCUGAACAGGUCAUUGAUGUUUUGACGCCAAAUUUGUUCCUCCAGAAGAGAGAAGAGACUACAUCUCCAGCAGCCUGUUCGUCAGGGGUCUUGGCCAUGGGGGGAUCCAAGAGUAAGCCCAAAGACAUUGCCCAGCGAAACCGCAGCCUGGACAGUAACAUCAGCUCAGGGGGAGGGGCUGGCAGUCUGCACCACAACUCGGCUCAACAGUCAGCGACACCCAACCGCAGCCCGAUUGUGGACACGGAUCCACAAUUAGUGACCAAUAAUGCCGGACUCGUUCUGUUUGGAGGUGUGGACAAUAACAGAACAACUCCAACAGGUGUGACGGCAUUUGUGGCCUUGUACGACUACGAGUCCCGAACAGAGACAGAUCUGUCUUUCAAGAAGGGGGAGCGUCUCCAGAUACUAAAUAACACGAGGAAGAUAAACUGCAGGGAAGGGGACUGGUGGCUAGCGAACUCCCUGACCACCGGAAAGAGCGGUUAUAUCCCCAGCAAUUAUGUGGCUCCAUCUGACUCCAUCCAGGCAGAAGAUGAUCUCAAACUGACACUAGAUUCCAGAUGGUUCUUUGCCAAAAUCACACGCCGCGAUUCGGAAAGGAUGCUGCUAGCUUUAGAAAACAGAAGAGGGACUUUCGUGGUGAGAGAGAGUGAGACCACCAAAGGUGCUUACUGUUUGUCAGUGUUGGACUGUGACAACACCAGAGGGCUCAACGUGAAACACUACAAGAUUAGGAAGCUGGACAGCGGGGGCUUCUACAUCACAUCCCGCACACCAUUCGCCACCCUGCAGCAGCUUGUCAAUCAUUACCGUAAGCAUGCCGACGGUCUGUGUUACACUCUGACGGAUGUUUGUCCCGUGCUGAAGCCUCAGACUCAGGGCUUAUCCAAGGAUGCCUGGGAGAUCCCGAGAGAGUCGCUUCGCCUGGAGGUCAAGAUGGGGCAAGGCUGCUUCGGAGAAGUCUGGAGAGGAACGUGGAACGGCACCACACAGGUGGCGAUCAAGACGCUGAAGCCCGGCACCAUGUCCCCCGAGGCCUUCCUGCAGGAAGCUCAGGUCAUGAAGAAACUGAGACACGAGAAGCUGGUUCAGCUGUACGCCGUGGUCUCUGAGGAGCCCAUCUACAUUGUAACAGAAUUCAUGGACCAAGGCAGCUUAUUGGAGUUUCUGAAGGGACAGUAUAGUGCAAUGCUCCGUCUCCCUCAGUUGGUGGACUUUGCCUCUCAGAUUGCUUCAGGAAUGGCCUAUGUAGAGAGAAUGAACUACGUUCAUAGAGAUCUCCGCGCCGCGAACAUCCUGGUUGGAGAUAAUCUGGUUUGCAAAGUGGCUGAUUUUGGUUUGGCUCGCCUGAUUGAGGAUAACGAAUAUACAGCCAGGCAAGGCGCCAAGUUUCCUAUCAAGUGGACGGCUCCUGAGGCGGCGCUGUACGGACGAUUCACUAUUAAAUCUGACGUCUGGUCAUUUGGGAUCCUGCUGGUUGAACUGGCCACCAAAGGUCGCGUGCCCUACCCAGGCAUGGUGAACAGAGAGGUUCUGGAUCAGGUGGAGCGCGGCUACAGGAUGCCGUGUCCGACUGAAUGUCCUGCUUCUCUCCAUGAACUGAUGCUGAACUGCUGGAGAAAGGAGCCCGAGGAGAGGCCCACCUUCGAGUACCUGCAGGGCUUCCUGGAGGAUUACUUCACCUCCACUGAGCCUCAGUACCAGCCUGGGGAUAACCUGUAACCAGGCUGUUUGGAUAUGCAAACAUGGACAUGCAUGUGUGGGAAUAAAGGGGCAGAGAUCAGCAUCAAUCGGGGUACAAUCACUGACCAUUUUUGUUUUUAUCUCAAAGUUAUUAACUUUUUUCAUACAUUUUUAUCCAGAGAAUCUUUAAAAAAGUGCAAAAUAAUUGUUUAAUUGGUUUCUCUGGCUGUUAUGGAAUAUGAUCAGUGAGUCAAACUUGGGAAGUAUUGUUCUGCUGAUACGUUUUUCAGACAGACGUACAUUUUUACCACAUUUUCUUUCACAUACAAUUUGAAACAAGCUCAGACUGUCUUCCUUUGAGCCUAUAAUAAUUUCUUAUGACGUUGUGGAUCUGGUUAAUUUUGAACUUAUUUCACCCUGAUCAACUGGAAAUGUGUCAUAGCUGCCAUGGGGUUCAUACAGCUGUUUCUGGUCAGAAAAGGUCAACUCAGGAUGAGGGAAAGCAAAACUAAUCUGCUGCAAAGAUUUUUGUGCCAAUGAAAAUCUAUUUUGUACUCUAUUUUUGUUCUAUUUUUGGUACUUUUCUUAUAACAAAAAAAACGAUGUUGUUGCUCUGAAAGGGUGAUCCACUGCUCCUUCUGUGUAUAGAUUUUAAUGUGCUGAGUUUUCAAAUUAUUUUAAGUCUCCUUUCAUUUUAAGAUUUGUUUUUUCUUCAGCACUGCUAUGUAUUUUUUUUUUCUUCUUAGUGCCAUCCUGAGCACACUUUUACACUGGAGAUUUUUUUUGUUUCUUUGUUUUUUGUUUUAUUUUAUU